Prosopis cineraria is the source of this 876-nucleotide messenger RNA. Its product is annotated as LRR receptor-like serine/threonine-protein kinase EFR. The record is from RefSeq and is a predicted model, not a curated record. Gene Ontology annotation, molecular function: protein binding. The transcript is spliced from 2 exons. NCBI's taxonomy places the organism in Eukaryota, Viridiplantae, Streptophyta, Magnoliopsida, Fabales, Fabaceae. The coding region runs from base 1 to 876 and encodes 291 amino acids.
AUGGUUCCAGAGUGCCUUGGGAAUACUUCUUUGAGAAAGGUAUAUCUAAAUUCUAACAAAUUUGUGUCUCAUAUGCCCUCAUCUUUGUGUAGUCUCAUUGAUAUCUUGGCUCUAGACUUAUCGUGUAAUGCCUUGAGUGGAUCAAUUCCACAUGAGGUAUCAAACCUGAGAGCACUUUUAGUAUUGAAUUUGUCCAGAAAUCAAAUAUCAGGAAUCAUUCCUCCAACUAUUGGUGGCUUGCAAACUCUAACAAACCUUUCUUUGGCCGAAAACAAAUUACAAGGGCCUAUUCCUGAUUCGUUCAAGGGAAUGAUAAGCAUGGAGUUUAUGGAUCUUUCCCAUAAUUACUUGUUUGGUGUGAUUCCAAAGUCUUUGGAGUCAUUAGUCAAUCUUAAAUACCUUGAUCUUUCCUAUAAGUUACUAUGUGGGGAAAUUCCAGAUAGUGGGCCUUUCCAAAAUUUUACUGCUGAAUCUUUUAUGAUGAACAGAGAUCUUUGUGGGAAACCCCAAUUCCAAGUCCAAUCAUGCAAGGAAGGACACAAGCACAUAGCAAACAAAGUGAUGUUAUUAGUAAAAUGCUCAUUGCCAAUCAUUGUUGUCAUUUUGGUUGUUUCAUGCAUUUUCUUUCUUAAGCAUAAGAGAGAUAAUGUCAAUUAUUCAAUCCGUAGGGAUUUAACAAAUUUGGGGACACCAAUUAGGAUAUCAUAUUAUGAGCUUCUACGUGGAACAAAUGGAUUUGAUGAGAAGUAUGGAUCAAAAGGAGUUGUUUUUGUCAAAGGAGAUGUGUAUACUUAUGGCAUUUUGCUUAUGGAAACGUUUACAAGGAAGAAGCCAACAGAUCAAAUGUUUGUUGAAGGAUUAAGUUUAAAGCAUUAG